Naumovozyma castellii is the source of this 912-nucleotide messenger RNA. RefSeq names its product exosome non-catalytic core subunit RRP45 (gene RRP45). The record is from RefSeq and is a predicted model, not a curated record. The transcript has a single exon. The coding region runs from base 1 to 912 and encodes 303 amino acids. Lineage: Eukaryota; Fungi; Ascomycota; Saccharomycetes; Saccharomycetales; Saccharomycetaceae.
AUGGCUAAGGAUAUUGAGAUUUCCAAUUCAGAAUCCAAGUUUUUGCUUGAGGCUCUAAGACAAAAUUAUAGAUUGGAUGGACGUUUAUUCGAUCAAUUUCGUGAUGUUGAAGUAACUUUCGGUAACGAAUAUGGUGAUGUCACGGUGAAAAUGGGGGAUACAAGAGUACAUUGCAGAAUUAGUUGCCAGAUAUCACAGCCAUAUGAAGAUAGGCCGUUUGAAGGGCUUUUCCUAAUAUCCACUGAGAAUUCUCCCAUGGCAGGACCACAAUUUGAAAAUGGGAACAAUACAGACGAAGAUGAAAUUUUAUGUGCAAGAAUCAUUGAGAAGGCAGUAAGACGAUCUGGUGCUCUUGAUAUCGAGGGACUUUGUAUUGUGGCUGGUAGUAAAUGUUGGGCCGUUAGAGCAGAUGUACAUUUCUUAAAUUGUGAUGGUGGUUUCAUUGAUGCCUCUUGUAUUGCUGUUAUGGCUGGGCUAAUACAUUUCAAGAAACCUGAUAUUACAGUUCAUGGAGAACAAGUUAUAAUACAUCCAAUCGAGGAAAGAGAACCGACUCCAUUAGGUAUUUUACACAUCCCAAUCUGUGUUACGUUUUCCUUUUUCAAUCCAAAGGAGACAGAAGAAAAUAUUAAAGGUGAAUCCAAUGAAGAAAUUACAGUGAUAGAUGCCACAUUGAAGGAGGAACUUCUAAGGGAUGGGGUUCUUACAGUAACAUUAAAUAAAAACAGAGAAGUUGUGCAAGUUUCCAAAGCUGGUGGACUUCCAAUGGAUGCAUUAUCGUUGAUGAGUUGUUGUCAUAAGGCAUAUUCUAUAACAGAAAAAGUAACUGAUCAGAUUGUGCAAGCAGUCAAAGAAGACUACAAAUCGAGAAAUAAGUACUCAGAAUUAUUAAGUUCAGAGAAUGCACGUUAA